CUAGCAAUCUGGCAAUAGUCUUUGGGCCAACUCUGAUGGGUGCAAAUACGGGUCCGAACAUUCAAGAUGCUGGUUGGCAGGUCAGGGUCAUCGAUACCAUACUGCAGAAUACGUACCAAAUAUUUGAUGAUGAUUGAGGAGCCGAGGUAUGCUAAGGUCAAAGAAAUUGUAAAGUAUUCCGCUGUUGUAGGUAGAAUAGUUGUGGUGAAAAUAAUGAGAUUCUUGUCAAAGUCAGGGAGACUCUCUCCUGCCGAAAGUAAAAGUAGCUUCCGCGACGGCGCAUUCUGACUUCGGAUGAGUUCAUGCGGUCAAGGUACGCCAGUGCUGCUUGGGAUUUGGCUAGUUGGUCCUGCGGGCGCCGUUAUCCGCACCUACAACCAGCCAGGGAGGCAAUUCGGAUCAUCGGGGGUUCCCAAGGAAGAUAAAGAAACAUGCUUCAAGACCUACUUAAAGACGGAGAGGCUAAUAGAUAGUGCUAGGAGAUCAGGUAUGAUGAAGUGGGCGCAGAGUGUGACGAUUUGCACUGUAAUCGUCCUUGUAGGCUGGUUGUUGUGGAGCUCAAAAACGAAGCCCACCCCGGAACUGCAGGGCCAAACAGCAGCACGCUACCUCCACCUCCUCAUCCCCUCCAACUCCCGCAAUGUCAACCUGUGCAAAACCCUCCUCAGCGCCGCCGCCCUCGACUACCCGAUCCCCACGGCGGUCAAUUGGAAUCAAUCCUUCGACGAUGCCUCUCUUGUCGCGGGCGGUUCGCACCUCGCCAAGAUCUCCGGCAUUCUGGACUACCUGAAUACACUGGGCGAUGAACGCAACGACGACCUUGUCCUCGCCGUCGACGCAUACGACGUGUGGUUCCAGCUCCGACCGGUGGUCAUGAUCCACCGCUACUACGAGCUGAUCCGUAUGGCGAAGCAACGUAUCAUAGCCCGAUUAAGCCGGGCUGCGGUCGAGGCCGAGAAGAUCGAGCAGAGUGUGAUCUUCUCGACGCAGAAGCGUUGCUGGCCGCGAGAGGCUGACGAUCCGGGCUGCUUCGCCAUCCCCGAGAGCACGCUCCCCAAGGACGUGUAUGGUCCCGAGACGGACACCGAUGCCGGGACCGCAGACAAUCCGUACCUGAAGUAUCGCCCGCGGUAUCUGAAUUCAGGCGUCAGCAUGGGCGAUGUUGCGGGCAUGAAGCGGCUCUUUCGCCAUGCGCUGCAGCGGAUGCAGCAAGAUCGAAACUUUGGCAGUGAUCAGAACAUCUUUGCGCAGAUCUUAGGCUAGCAGGAAGUCCAGCGAGAGGUGGUACGUGAGCGGUACCUGUCGCGGGGGAAGAGGGCGUGGCGGGCGCUGCAGAAUGUUUUUG
This is a messenger RNA of Mollisia scopiformis, 1345 nucleotides long. RefSeq lists its product as uncharacterized. The record is from RefSeq and is a predicted model, not a curated record. Lineage: Eukaryota; Fungi; Ascomycota; Leotiomycetes; Helotiales; Mollisiaceae. Bases 295 to 1263 code for a protein of 322 amino acids. The transcript has 2 exons.